AUGAAGUCCUUCGGUGUCAUCGCUCUCGCUGCUUCGGCCUCUGCUGCCUACAUCAACGGCACUGUUCCUAUGAACGGCACCGUCUACACCACUGAGGUCGUCACUGCCCUGACCACUGUCUGCCCCGCCCCUACCUCCGGCGGCGUCUACACCACCACCAUUGCCAACAACGUCUACACCGUCAAGUCGGCCACCACCAUCACCGUCACCAACUGCCCCUGCACUCUGACCAAGCCUGCCACAUCCAUGGCCACCGGUGGUUCUGCCACUUCCAGCAUGCCCGCAAUCUACACCGGUGCUGCUGGUGCCAACGUUGUCGCUGCCGGUUACGGUCUCGCCGCCUUCGGUGCCGCUGUCGCUUUCCUGUAA
This is a messenger RNA of Aureobasidium namibiae CBS 147.97, 369 nucleotides long. RefSeq lists its product as uncharacterized. NCBI's taxonomy places the organism in Eukaryota, Fungi, Ascomycota, Dothideomycetes, Dothideales, Saccotheciaceae. The transcript has 2 exons. Bases 1 to 369 code for a protein of 122 amino acids. The record is from RefSeq and is a predicted model, not a curated record.